Messenger RNA from Anguilla rostrata (American eel), 1818 nucleotides. RefSeq names its product growth hormone receptor-like. Gene Ontology annotation, cellular component: external side of plasma membrane. Lineage: Eukaryota; Metazoa; Chordata; Actinopteri; Anguilliformes; Anguillidae. Gene Ontology annotation, biological process: cytokine-mediated signaling pathway. Bases 153 to 1700 code for a protein of 515 amino acids. Gene Ontology annotation, molecular function: protein binding; cytokine receptor activity. The transcript is spliced from 9 exons. The record is from RefSeq and is a predicted model, not a curated record.
GAUAGGACGUGGAGGCAGCUGAAAGGACAGAAAAUGAAGAGCUUAAUGGGAGAUGUAAGAGUUUGGCUAAAUGGGCUGUGCCUUGCAUUAUUGUGAGUAAAUUUUGGUGGGCUACAAGCUUUUCAGCCAUUUGACCGACUCUCUCAGUCAGGAUGGGACUGCCGAAGAGAAUGAGCACGGUCGGCACAAUAAUAGCUGCAGCUUCUGUGUUGUCACUGGCAUCUGACUCCAGUCAGAGGUCAAAGCCGUUCCUCACAGGCUGCCGAUCCCCUGAGCAGGAGACUUUUAGCUGCUGGUGGAACCCUGGGACGUAUAGGAACCUUUCUGGCACUCCUGCCUUCAAGGUUCUAUACUCUAAAUCAGGGUGUCAGGAGCUAAGGGAAUGCCCUGACUACAUCACAUCUGGAGAGAACAGCUGUUUCUUUAACAAAACCUACACAUCCAUUUGGACAGGCUACUGCCUUCUGAUUGAAGUCACCACAGAGAGGGGAACUGUCUGGUCGGAGCCGUACUCUUUUAACAUUCUAGAUAUCUUACAGCCAGAACCUCCUAUUCUGUUAAACUGGGCCCUUCUAAAUGCCAGUGACUCUGUUCAUUAUGCUGACAUCAUAAUCAACUGGGCUCCACCCACCUCUGCAGAUGUGGGCUCUGGUUGGAUAUCCUUGCAGUACCAAGUCCGUUUCCGAUCAUCCUCUGUCCCCAAGUGGAAAAUGGGUUCCCUUGUGCAGCAGUGCUCCUACCCUCUGUACGCGCUGGAAACGGGACAGGAGUACGAGGCGCAGGUGCGCUGCAAGCCUCGCUCCGAGGGCAAGUUCAGCCCUUUCAGUGAAUCCCUCCACUUCCUACUACCCCACAGAAAGAGAGCCUCUGCAAUACCAGCUCCUGUUGUUCUUUUCCCUCUUGCUGUUCUGCUGAUAUUGGUCUUGCUCUACAUGCUGUGUAGCAUGACACAGAUAAAGGAUGUUCUGCUUCCACCUAUUCCUGUGCCCAAGAUAGCUGGAAUGAGCAUAGAAAUGAUACAGAGCAACCAGUUAAGCGAUUUUGGCAUCUGUUCUAAUUCCCUGAGCGUGAAGCUUUCUCCGAAUCUCAGCGAGAAGUGGGAGGAGUUCCCAGAGGUGUGCCUGCAGAUUGACAGGCCGUCAGAGGGCGAGCCGGAGAGCAGCAGAGCGGACCCUCGGGCCCCCAGAUCCACGCGCGCCAGCGACUCGGGCUGCGAGAGCGUGGAGAGUGUUGCCAGGGACAACGGCAAAAACAAGCCCCGUCUUGGCCUGGUCUCCAUGGACACAGCGCCCAGCCACAUGGGCCCACCCUGCCCUGGAAGAGGCCGCUCCGUGGGCACUCGCGAGCAAAGGGCACCUCAAGCGCCCCAGCCCGUGCUCACAAAAAGCCUGGCUGCGUCAGACACUUCUCAGGAAAGUCCCAGGCAGCACAGUCAGUUACUGCUUUCCCUCGGCACGCUACAUGAUAAAGGCCAAACUGGCAAAGCCCUCCUCCUGGGCAAAGACAGAGGCUUUUACUCUUAUGUGAAAGAUGUUGCUCCUCAAAGCAGCACGACUGAACUAGCUAACAGCAGUGCCACACAGGGGGCCACUGGUACAAACAAACAAGGCUAUCGCCAUGCCGUCAGUGAAUAUUUGAAGGGUUCCCCUUCUGAAGGCACCCCAUUACCAGAUCAUAUGGACAUUUAUGUCACUAUGUAGAUUUUGCAACCACAACGCGCACUACUGUUGGUUCUAAUUGCAUGUGAGUCUUUAGUUAUAUUUGUGAAGCACAACUUAGACAGUGACUACUGUAUAUGAAAAUAAAUGUUCUUCGGCA